AUGGCAGAAAAACCAAGAAAACCAAUAGUUUUUAUUAUAACAUUUUUAAUCUGUAUCGCCAUUCCCAAGGUCGAAGAAAGUCUCCCAGCAGUUGAGGUCCAGGAGGAAGACCCAGAGCAGAAAGUAAACAUGAAUCAACUCUUUCAAGGGAAAAGGGGAGUACUGUUUGGUCCCGGGGCCUUUACUCCUGGAUGUUCCAAGACUCACUUGCCAGGGUUUGUGCAGAAGGCUGAAGAGCUGAGGAGUAAGGGUGUGCAGGAGGUAGCCUGCAUCUCUGUGAAUGAUGCAUUUGUCAUGGCCGCAUGGGGCAAGGAGCAUGGAACUGGUGGAAAGGUGAGAAUGCUGGCAGAUCCAAUAGGAGCUUUCACUGCAGCAGUUGAUCUUUUUCAGGAUAAUGAGCUUGUGCAGGUGCUCAGUAACAAGAGAUCAAAGAGAUAUGCCAUGCUAGUGGAGGACGGCGUGGUGUAGCUAAAUGUGGAGCCUGAUGGCACUGGCCUCACCUGCAGCUUGGCUUCCAAUGUCAUCUCUGUCCUGGUCUAGGGUAGACAGGACUGGCUGCUCCUGAGCCAUACCAUCAACUGUAGCCUUACAUAUUGCAGCUCUUACAGAACUCGUCACAGAUUAACAUUUCUAGUUGUGUAUGGUUAAAAACAAUGGCACCUUAAGAAAAUGGCUCAGCAAGAUUAGAAGCAUUUUAGACAAUAUCAAAAUUUUUGAAUUUCAGUGAAUGCUACUUUCAUCUCAGCCUCAUUACCACAAAAUAAAGGUGCAGUUUUGCAGUGGCUGUUUGGGUAUUCAAGAAAACAUUUAAUUAAAAUGACAUUUCAUUAAGAGGCUGUACAAUAGGAGGUAUUAAAU
This is a messenger RNA of Electrophorus electricus (electric eel), 858 nucleotides long. NCBI's taxonomy places the organism in Eukaryota, Metazoa, Chordata, Actinopteri, Gymnotiformes, Gymnotidae. The record is from RefSeq and is a predicted model, not a curated record.